This is a messenger RNA of Pichia membranifaciens NRRL Y-2026, 5838 nucleotides long. RefSeq lists its product as hypothetical. Bases 1 to 5838 code for a protein of 1945 amino acids. The record is from RefSeq and is a predicted model, not a curated record. NCBI's taxonomy places the organism in Eukaryota, Fungi, Ascomycota, Pichiomycetes, Pichiales, Pichiaceae. Gene Ontology annotation, molecular function: protein binding. The transcript is spliced from 6 exons.
AUGUCCAUCGCACCAUGCGGACGAGACGCUGUUCUAGCAGGUAGAAAAGGUCUUUUGGUGAUUGACCUUGAUGAUCCUUUUGCCCCACCUAGAUGGUUACAUCAUGAAACUUCUUGGGAGGUUGCUGACGUUCAAUGGUCACCCCACAGCUCGAAACCUUCGUGGAUCGUUUCGACCUCAAAUCAAAAAGCAAUGGUGUGGAAUUUAGCUAGGCCAUCAAACGAUGCCAUAGAGUACGUCUUACAUUCACAUAUAAGGGCUAUAACAGAUAUACACUUUCAUCCACAGAAUCCAGAAAUGCUAGCUACAUGUUCUGUGGACUCAUUCGUUUUGGCAUGGGAUCUACGAUGUCCCAAAGAGCCUGUUUAUCAAUGGUCCGAUUGGAGAUCUGCGGCGUCCCAGGUAAAGUGGAAUUAUAAGGACCCCAAUAUUAUAGCUUCAUCUCAUGACAAUAACAUUUUAAUAUGGGAUGUACGAAAAGGUGCAAUUCCAAUGAAAAGUAUAGAGGCACAUGAUGCAAAAAUCAAUGGAUUGGACUGGAGUCGUGAGAACAAAUAUGAGCUUAUCUCCUCUUCUAAUGAUAUGUCUGUGAAAUUCUGGUCCUUCGAUAAAGAAUAUGACAAACCUGUUUACACGAUUCGUACUGACUUCCCUGUCUCUAAAUCUCGCCACGUUCCAUUUGGUGAUCACAUAUGCGGCAUAAUGCCUUUAAGAGGUGGUAAUGACUCCGUUUACAUUGUUGAUUACAAGAACAAAGUUGGUGAAUCAAGCUUGGCACCUUGCUACAUAUUUAAAGGCCAUACGGAGCCUGUUAGGGAUUUUGUAUGGAGAUCUCGCCACACACCAAAUACCAGUGUAAAUGACAGCGAAUAUCAAUUGGUCACAUGGUCAUCGGAUAGGGAUUUGCGGUUGUGGCCAAUGAAUGAUGACAUGUACAAAAACUUCAAUUUCAAGAGAAAUAAUCAGUUACCACCUGGCCAAAAACUUUCAGAAUUUGAAUAUCGUUCUUAUCGUCCGGAGCCCAAUGUUUCCUCUGAAAAUAAACUGGUUAUUCGACAUAAGAGUAGAAGAUACAAAGGGUCUUCUUACGGCGAGAGCUUUAAGAAUAAUAGUGAAUUCAACCACCUAACAUGGAUAUCUGGAAUCAAAAUUGGUCAGUCUGCAUUCCAGCAUAUUGAUAAUGACCCUAAUAGUGCAACGUUUGGUGACAAUAGUAACCAGCCACUCAAUUUGGGUGAGGAAGUUAGUAACGUGGGUCACAAGUUUCCAAAAUUGAGAUUUGAGAGGAUAUCAGUUUCUACUGGUGUACUUGUGAUUUCAUUAAAUGGACCGUGGUCCUUGCAAGAUAAAGAUGAUUUGAUUUUUAUAAGGGUGGAAUUCAAUUUUCCUAAAGGUUAUCCGUCAUCUAAAGCUGUGCCUAAAUUCAAGGUUGAAGAAACUCAUGAGCUUUCCUCUGAAAAAAAGCAAGAAAUACUGAAAAACCUACAAGAAAUUGCCACAAAAUUCUGUGCACAUGAGAGAUUCUGCCUAGAGCCUUGUUUGAGGUUUUUGUUGGGAGAGAAAGUUGAUAUGGACUUUGAAGUUGAAGAAACCUUGGAGUCUUAUGAUUUAAACUACAGUGAAGAUACAAUCAAUAAGAAUUUGAUGUCAGUCAGUCCGGGAGGAGAUGACGAAGAUGAAGAUGACGAAGAUGACGAUAUUGAUGACAUAUCAGAUAAUAACAAUCUAAAAAACAACUUCAAAAAAGCUCCAUUUGAUAGUACCCCUGUUUCAAAAGGUUGCGGUGCAAUAUGGACACCUAGUGGCCACUUGGUGUGUUUUUUCAUAUCCAAAGAGACGAACGAUGAUCAGCAUUUCAUAAAGUUUGGUCAGCAGGGCUUUAGUUUGGUGAGAAACUUAAAGCGGAAGCAUGUUGAAAAUGGUUUGCAAUUGGGUAAACAAGUUUUUAUUGACGGUGCACUUUCAAACAAGGACGAGCCAUUUUCCGAUUCUAGUUCUUCCGAUGACAGUUUGUCAAAUGAUUUUGACGUGUUUCAAUAUAACAGACUUUACCGUACAAAAGUGCCGGACUUACUUCGAAACGCCAAUUUAAACACAAGACAAUAUUCAUCUAAUGCUAAAAGCAAUCCUAUGUCUGCACCGACAGAACGUUCACAAGUUACAAAUAAUUCCAAAACUCAACAUUCUAGAAAUAUUGUUAAAAUAUAUGAUUUCCGACAUUUGAUACCCUCCAAGAUGGAGCUGGCCUAUGAAUACCGCGUACUAGGAGAUAGUCCUCAUGUUUUAGCGCAAUAUAAUGCUGAAGUGGCGGAAAAAUAUGGAUACACAGUAAUUUCCAAUUGCUGGAAGAUUCUCUCAAUACUCUUGGUAAAAGAUGUCAUGAUAGAUGCGGAUAUCGCCACUAAUAUACUUCAAAAAAUUGGAGAAAGCACAAACAAUUUUGAGCUGCUUCGCAACUAUAGGUUUUACUGGGGCUUUCAUCCAUUUGGGGGAAUUUGGCUAGUAAAACAGCUGUUUUCAUAUUUCAAGAAAGUCAAUGAUAUUCAGAUGCUCGCAAUGCUCUCAUGUGUACUGUUUGAAAACGAUGUUAUCAAGGAUCAUGUACAUGUUCCUAUCAACUCCCCAUAUACCCGGAUGGAAACACAUACUGAUACAAAGAAAUCGAUUCUUCGCAACGGCUCUGGAGCACAGAGAACUGGGUCAUGUCGUGUACCGUCGAUAAGUACUCUAUCAUCAUACGAGUACGAUAACCGGAGUUUCAAGAGUUCUUCCCCUGCUGGAGAUAUCGUAGGCGGCAACAAUGUACUCCACAAUCGUCGAGGAAUCAAACAUCAAGUACUGAGUAAUGGAGGAGGAGGAGGUACAGGGAAUGGAUCCGGUGGUGAUUUCGAUCAUUACAUGCAAUACGAUAGUAUCUCCAAUACUCCCCAAUUAUCUAGAUCAUUAUCCACAGCUUCACUCAACGUCUUCAACCAGCAAUUUGGAAAAUCUUUAAGUAUGGCGAAAACUCCCCUAGCAGAAGAGAAAAUGUUUGUUAGAUAUGACGACAUGCCGAUUGUCAACAUACAAAUGCAAAAUUUUGCAGAAUUGGACCUUUAUGAAAACGAGUACUGUGUGAAUAUCGAAGGUUUUGUCAACCCCGAACAGCUGAAAGUUUUCCGUGCAGAAUAUGCAGCUAUUUUAUUUUGCUGGGGGCUUCCUGCAAGCAGGUUGAAGAUUCUCAAAUUCAAUUACAAUUACAAUCAAAACUACAAUUGCAAUGCAGUUUCAAUUGCUAACACUGACAUUUCUUUCCUGAGUAAAACGGAUAGUAUGAUAUUAAAUAGCGACAACAAAGGCGAUAUGAACGAAUAUGACUACAAGACUUUCAGCACCCGCCAUCCGCUUAGGUUUUCCAAGGUGAAGGCUUUUGAGCAAGCUGAACUGACGACCAAGAUGUAUUUCUCGAAUGAUUCAAAUUGUGAGAUUAUAGUUCAAAUACCCGAGAUGUCGAGGAGGGAAACAAGUGCUAUGUUAGGACAUGACACGGUUGAGACAAAAAUUGCGGAGAAUGGCUCGAAUAGACUGAAACAGCAAUUUGGCGGAGGCUUCAUGCAGAACCCUGUUGAGCAACGACUCUUUCUUAUGAAGAACGCUUUGAAGCCUCUCUCUAAGGAGGAGAUUGUUUGCAGCAAGCUCAACCAGUCCAAACUUCCCGAUAUAUUUCAAAAUACAGGCCAGUUUUUGAAAGAGAUGGACCCUCAGGAGAUCGAAUUUUGGGAGUUAAUGAACGAGGAGUUCGAGAAUGACCUCCAGGAUUUGCAGGUUGAAUACAAGGGCGACCAGCAGCGGUGCCGGCGCUUAGUGGACGAGGCUACGGUACAGACGUUUUUUGAAAGGGUGAAAAGUAACAGAAGGUUGGGAAGAAGACGCCAUCCUGGUGUGGAAAGGUCAUUGGGAGCGCUUAUAUGCCAGCGGAAAAAGUAUCCUAUUUUAGACCAAUCUGAGCUAUUUAGCCUCAUUGAGGAUUUCAGGAAUAUCGACAUUGACGAAAACGGAUGGGCGGACAAGAAGGAUGUCAUUGAGAGUGUGUCUAAAAGCGGCAAGGGCUCCUAUGACGAAGUCAGAGAAGCAUUAAAGAAUGUUUCUGUCGAUGCCUCCGGCCAUGUGGAACUUGACGAUUUCGUCGAAUUGAACGCUAAGUUGAAGGAGGCGAAACAAUCGGGAGGCUCAUCGGGCCCUUCUUCUGCGCAAAUGGCUGGUUCUCAGAGUGGAGCAGAGACCUUCGUUCGUAACAAGGCGAAGGUCGUGUUAGGGUCGGGCAGAACUAUGCACACUAUCGAUGACGAAGAGCGUGUGGAAUUCACGAGACACAUCAACUCUGUCCUUGCAGGCGAUGCGUUGGUGGGCGCUAGGGUUCCGUUUGAUUUGGACACUUUCCAGCUCUUCGACGAGUGUACCGACGGUUUGGUGUUGUCUGCUUUGAUCAAUGACUCUGUUCCGGAUACAAUCGACACGAGAGUGUUGAACUUGCCAAAGGGAGGCAAGCCAUUGAACAACUUCAAAUUGUUAGAAAACGCCAACAUUGUUUUGAACUCCGCUAAGGCCAUUGGCUGUAUUGUCGUCAACGUUCAUUCGGAAGAUAUAACCGCCGGUAAGGAGCAUUUGAUAUUAGGUCUCAUAUGGCAAAUUAUCAGAAGAGGUUUGUUGAGUAAGAUUGAUAUUAAGUUACAUCCCGAGUUGUACAGAUUAUUGGAAGAUGAUGAAACCUUGGAACAAUUCUUGAGAUUGCCACCUGAGAAGAUUUUGUUAAGAUGGUUCAACUACCAUCUCAAGGCCGCCAACUGGCACAGAAAGGUCAACAAUUUCUCACAAGACGUACAAGAUGGUGAGAAUUAUACUGUUUUAUUGAACCAAUUGGCACCAGAACUUUGUUCACGUGCUCCACUACAAACCGCUGAUCUAUUGCAGAGAGCAGAGCAAGUUUUAUCCAAUGCUGAUAAAUUGCAAUGCCGGAAAUAUUUGACGCCUAAGUCGUUAGUUGCAGGUAACCCUAAGUUAAACUUGGCGUUUGUGGCACACCUUUUCAAUACCCAUCCUGGCUUGGAGCCUGUUGAGGAUGAGGAGAAGCCGGAAAUUGAAGAUUUCGAUGCUGAGGGCGAAAGAGAAGCAAGAGUUUUUACUUUAUGGUUGAACUCUUUGGAUGUGGAUCCACCUGUUGUCUCUUUGUUCGAGGACUUGAAAGACGGUCAAAUAUUAUUAGAAGCGUACGAUAAGGUGAUGCCAGGUUCUGUUGAUUGGAAACAUAUCAACAAGAGACCAACCAAUGGAAAUGAUAUGUCGAGGUUCAAAGCGUUGGAAAACACAAAUUAUUGUGUUGCCAUUGGCAAAGCCAACCAUUUCUCGUUGGUUGGUAUCGAAGGUUCAGAUAUCACUGAUGGUACAAAGAUUUUAACGUUAGGUUUGGUUUGGCAGUUAAUGAGAAGAAACAUCAACAACACGUUAUCUUCUUUAUCUGUCAAUGGCAAGGAAGUUUCUGACCAAGACAUCCUCAAGUGGGCCAACUCCAUGGUUGCUAAAGGUGGAAAGAGUUCAAGUAUCAGAUCAUUCAAGGACCCGUCUUUGUCCACCGGUCAAUUCUUGUUGGAUGUGUUGCACGGCAUGAAACCAGGGUAUGUUGACUACGAUUUAGUCAUGUCUGGCAACACUGAGGAGGAGAGAUAUGCCAAUGCCAAGCUUGCCAUUUCUAUUGCGAGAAAAUUGGGAGCGUUGAUUUGGUUGGUUCCUGAGGAUAUCAACGAAGUUAGAUCGAGGUUGAUUUUGACUUUUGUUGGUUCCUUGAUGUCUUUGAAGGCAUAA